CCAAACCCUUGCCUUUCAGCCUUGUCUGUCUCCACCAUUUCUCUUAGGGUAUUUACAUAGUAGACACAAAAAAACAGAUUUCAACAUCUACCUAGCUAUAUCUCAAACCAUCUUCCUUUACAUACCAAUUACAUCAACAUUUAAAUCCUUCACAACCCUUUUUUGCUUCUAAAACAUUGAAUCGAUUCUUCUUCUUUAUCUUCUUCUUCUUCAAGUUGGUCUUAAGCUUUGUGCUAAAGAGAGAAGAAAUUUAAGUGGAGAGAUGGGUAGGCCUCCUUGCUGUGACAAAAUCGGUGUGAAGAAGGGACCAUGGACUCCCGAAGAAGAUAUCAUAUUGGUCUCUUAUAUUCAAGAACAUGGUCCAGGAAACUGGAGAUCUGUUCCUACUAAUACUGGUUUGCUUAGAUGCAGCAAGAGUUGCAGGCUCCGAUGGACCAACUAUCUCCGGCCAGGUAUCAAACGUGGUAACUUCACUGAACAAGAAGAGAAGAUGAUCAUCCAUCUCCAAGCUCUUUUAGGCAAUAGAUGGGCCGCCAUAGCUUCCUAUCUUCCUCAGAGAACAGAUAAUGACAUAAAGAAUUACUGGAACACCCAUUUGAAAAAGAAGCUGAAAAAGGUUGAAACAGGCGUUGAUGGCCAAAAUCAAGAGGGGUUUUCUUCUGCACAAUCAGUGUCCAAAGGGCAGUGGGAGAGGAGGCUUCAAACGGAUAUCAGGAUGGCUAAACAGGCCCUUUCUGAUGCUUUAUCCCUUGAUAAACCAAACUCUUUGACAAAUUCCAUUGAGUUCAAGCUCUCUCACCCUUACUUAAGACCAUCUCAAUCUCAAUCAUCUACUGCUUAUGCAUCAAGUGCUGAGAACAUAUCACGGUUGCUCCAGAACUGGAUGAAGAAUCCACCCAAACCCGCACCUGCGCCUCGUCAAACAAAAUCAGCCGAAACAAUGACUCAGAACUCCAGUUGUAGUGAUGAAGGAGCGUUGAGUGAAGCCACACCCGAGGGUUUUGAUUCCUUUUUUAGCUUCAACUCCUCUAAUUCAGACAAUAUUUCUCAUGAAUCUGUGUCGGUGGCCGAGAACAGUGUGUUCCAAGAUGAAAGCAAGCCCAACUUGGGGGAUCAAGUCCCUCUCAGAUUGAUAGAGAAAUGGCUCUUGGAUGAUGCUUCAGCUCAGGCUCAUGAUGAUGACCUAAUUAGCAUGUCUUUACAAGAUAGUGCUCUUUUGUUUUGAAAAACUAAACUAAUAUAACGCAUCAAAGUUUUAAUUAGGGUUUCUUUUUGGUGUGUGUGUGUAGGUUUUUUUAGGCCUUUCUUUCUAUAGUUUAUUAGCAGGAAGAUAACAGCCCUAUCUGGGAAGAAGCAAGAAACAAGAAGUGUAAAUUACAGCUAUAAUAUUAUUAUGCUAUAUAUAUGUACUGGAUCAUAAUAAAUUAGAAAUCCCUAUAUACAAAUUAACUUGGAAUUUCAUUUUGUAA
Gossypium raimondii (Peruvian cotton) is the source of this 1469-nucleotide messenger RNA. RefSeq names its product myb-related protein 306. The transcript has 3 exons. Bases 263 to 1225 code for a protein of 320 amino acids. Gene Ontology annotation, biological process: response to auxin. NCBI's taxonomy places the organism in Eukaryota, Viridiplantae, Streptophyta, Magnoliopsida, Malvales, Malvaceae. The record is from RefSeq and is a predicted model, not a curated record.